GGUAAUUACUACUUUGGAGACUACAUUCUUUCUUUCUUUCUCUCUUUGAACACACGAAGAUUCAUAUCGGUCCAGUAUGCUGUGUAAAUAGCUUCAUCAACAAUCAAGUGCCGCCGGCACGUCCCUUUGCUUUCCUUUGUCCGGCAAGCUCACACGAUGUCGUUCAUUUCUUGGGCGUUAGAAGCCGCUAGAUUUGGAAGGCGGCCAUCUGAACAGGAACCACUACUUCAGCAUGCAUCUGUACCUGAUGCUCUCGAACAAGCACAGGAACCUCCACUGGGGAAAGCUGGAGCAACAAAAGAUGGCGAGGGUUUUGCACUGAAGCUCCCGGCGGUCAUGUACUCAUGGUUUGCUGUUGGUAUAAAUACGGCCUCCAUUGGGGCACUUCUCCCGCUGAUCGAAGCUCAUUACAACAUCAGAGAUGCAACAGCAGCUUUGAUAUUUGUCAUCGCGGUGUCAGGCUACCUCUUCGCAACUACCCUUGUUCACGUCGUGCACGUGCAUCUUGGCCGAAGAGGAGCUUCGACAUUUACCUUUAUUGCGCACCUUAUCGCUGCAGUGUUGCUUUCGAUGAGCCCGUCGUACGCAAUUACUCUCAUGGCCUAUUUCUUAGCAGGCAUGGGAGCCGGAUUUUGUGAUUCCAGCUUCUGCACCUGGGCGGCAAAUGUGACGAACCCGGACAAGAUCUCGGGACUCAUCCAUGGAUCCUAUUCCAUGGGGUGUGUGGUCGGCCCGAUGAUUGUCGCCGCUCUCGCGAGCGCCGGGUUCUUGUGGCAGACAUUUUAUUUAGUCAUGAUAAUUGCCUUCGGCAUCGAGGCCAUUACCUUACUGGCGGCCUUCCGUCAUGACGAUGGCCUGGCAUAUCGAUCUCACACAGACCAAAAAGACCCUGGCGAAGUCGGUCUUGCUGGCAAUGGGAAAGCUAUCAUGCUGUGCAGCCUAUACUGCUUCCUUUACGUAGGCGUUGAAACAUCAAUGGGUGGUUGGCUGGCAACAUACUGUGCCCGGGAUUUGCAUGCCACCCCUUCCGUUGCCGCCCUUGCAACCUCAUUGUUCUGGACUGGUAUGGUCCUCGGUCGCUUCAUGCUUGGACCUCUUGCAAGACUGGUGGGCCUCCGCGGUCUGGUGUUGAUUUUCGGUUGCAUAUCAAUUGGACUGCAGCUGUUGCUCCGAUCGCAGGAGAGCUUGCCGCCUACGUUGUGUCUGGCAACCGCCAUCGGCUUCGUCUUGGGUCCUCAUUUCCCGUCUGGAAUGCUUAUGUUAACAAGGAGGCUGCCCAAAAGCAUUCACGUUCCAGCCGUCGCCAUCACUUGUUCGGUCGGCCAGAUCGGUGGUGCUGGUGCACCUUUCAUCAUCGGACUGGUUGCACAGACUUCGGGAAUUCAGCGCAUGUUCGAUGUUGUUCUGGGGCUCUCAUUCGCCUAUCUACUGGUCUGGCUUUGGUUCUCCUCGCCUCAGGAUACUUCAAAGGAGGCUAGUGAAGCUCAUUAGGUUCACUUCAUGCAUUGUGUUCACCAAUCAAUGCCACUCAACAGCUGCACGAAGUCGGCAUAGUGCCGAGGAGGAUCGUAGAUUUGCUUCUCGCUUGUUCCAAGAUUUCCUUGUGCCACCCACCCGUUGACGAUCAUUUUGCGUCAUUCGCAUGUGCAGCUUGCCUAAAAACCCGCGCCUCAGGUACCCCGGAAGAUGCAUCCGCGCCGCCACAACACCAUAUUUAUGUCUACCCAGACUCCUGGAACAUACCACGAAUCCAUUCGUGUCACUUGUCAUUGUCAUUGAAGAGUAC
Messenger RNA from Exophiala viscosa, 1786 nucleotides. RefSeq names its product major facilitator superfamily domain-containing protein. Gene Ontology annotation, cellular component: membrane. The transcript has 5 exons. Gene Ontology annotation, molecular function: transmembrane transporter activity. NCBI's taxonomy places the organism in Eukaryota, Fungi, Ascomycota, Eurotiomycetes, Chaetothyriales, Herpotrichiellaceae. The coding region runs from base 157 to 1491 and encodes 444 amino acids. Gene Ontology annotation, biological process: transmembrane transport. The record is from RefSeq and is a predicted model, not a curated record.